GGGGGAAAGAGAGAGAGAGUUUUCUAUACUGUGUAUUCAUGUAUUUUAUAUUUUUAUAUUGGCUCCUUGGGGUGAUUUGUUUCAUCACCUCCUGUAUAUGUUAGUGCUCAGGUUUAAGAUGGAAAUUCUGAAAUUCGCGUACACUUUGAACGCAACACAAACACGUACACAAACGUCACAAACCGAACAUUACAGCUACCGGCGAUGUCACUAUUAAUGGUUGGUAGGUUUGUCGGUCAGCAGUAGUAGCGAAUAACUAUUUUAUUCUGAAGGGCUGUUACAAAGAUCAGUGAGGGUGGGAUGUUGGUCCGGUAUAUAACGGCCCACCCUACGAAGGGUUAGGGUUAGACUGUCGCCGGAGCGAGUCAGUACGAGAAGAUCGAACCACUGAACUACUUUAAACGAAGCGGAGAUGGCAAGAGCUCAGUAUUAUAAAGAACCAAAUCUUGGCGAUUUGAUAAGAAUUGAACGGACCUGUUAUCAACACUGGGCGCUGUACAUUGGAGGUGGCUAUGUUGUACACCUUGCUCCACCCUCUGAGGUUGCAAAUGCAGGUGCCCAAAGUCUAAUGUCUGUGGUGGCCGAUAGGGCUGUGGUGAAGAAAGAGCUACUAAAGGAUGUAGUGGGAAAUAGCAAUUGGAGAGUAGACAACUUACUGGAUAAAGAGUAUGAACCUCGCUCAACCUGUGUGGUCAUUGAAGAGGCAAAGGCCUGGGUGGGGCGAGUGAUGCGAUAUAAUGUCAUCUCUUGGAACUGUGAGCACUUUGUCACUAACCUGCGAUAUGGAAAACCAGAGUCCCGUCAGGUGCGUCAAGCAGCAAAUGUGGCUCUUGCUUCAACUCUGGCAGCAACUGCUAUUUUCGGGAUUAUUGCUCUUGCAGGAACCCUGUCUGGACCAGACAAGGAAAAACGCCACGACACAGAAUGAUCUGGGUUCACCUGUUAACUGGCCUGGUUAAUAGAACCACGUGCUUUCUCACGUGCCUUUUUCAAUGUUUAUAAUUUCUGAAACUGCCUUUUUAACCAUUUUUAAUAGAUUUUAUGUCACGAAAACUAUAGUAAAAAGUUGGCUAAUAUCUAAUAUGACGAAAGAUGCUUUAGAG
Messenger RNA from Cynoglossus semilaevis (tongue sole), 1103 nucleotides. Its product is annotated as HRAS-like suppressor 3. Gene Ontology annotation, molecular function: glycerophospholipid phospholipase A1 activity; A2-type glycerophospholipase activity. The coding region runs from base 413 to 928 and encodes 171 amino acids. NCBI's taxonomy places the organism in Eukaryota, Metazoa, Chordata, Actinopteri, Pleuronectiformes, Cynoglossidae. Gene Ontology annotation, cellular component: cytoplasm. Gene Ontology annotation, biological process: N-acylphosphatidylethanolamine metabolic process. The transcript is spliced from 5 exons. The record is from RefSeq and is a predicted model, not a curated record.